CAUAUAUGUAUAUACAUAUAUAUAUACCAAAAGAAAGAAAAUCAAGAGUCACUUAGAAGUGCGUAGGAAUUUUCAUGAAGGAACGCGUGCUGAUUGGUCCUUGAAAGGUAUCAUAAAUAAAAGGGAAUUGGAUCUCGAUAAAAAGAUGAUAUGUAUGUUGGUACGUAACGAGAUAAAUUAUUCGCCAGGUGGCGACUGUGCUGCGACAGUCACCGGGAUCGGGUUGAUCGGGCGGCUUGUGUGCUAGCUUUUAUCGUUUACCACAUGUUGAUUAAUUAAUUAAAAAUAUAUUCUAAGAAAAGAAGAAAUAAUAGGAAAGUACGAUCUCUCUCUCUCUCUUUCUCUCUCUCACAUACACAUUUUUGUAACGUUGUUAAACCGUAGACUCGUGUUGAACAUUUCAUUCCACGCGGAAGGUGGAACCUAGUUACGUCACGCAGCACCAAGAGAAAUAUCGUGUGUCGAGCAGCUCGUGCCUCCCCCGUGAAACAAGAAGGGCCCCAUCAAAUCGGCGCCAGAAAUCCACCAACCACUGACGAGGAAACGUCAACGGCUGGCAGGAUGAAUAGCAAGAGAAAGAAUCGUUCCAAUCCUACUAGGUCACCACGAGCAAGAGGACCACAUGAUAGAUGUGUUGCUGCGGAAGGUGUUUAUAAUAAUGCACACUUUAUGCAUUCUGUCACUAGCCAUGUUGGUAACACGGUGCAGAUACAAACACAAAACGGUUCGGUCUACGAAGGAAUUUUUAGAACUUUCUCGAGUCGUUUUGAUGUGGUUCUAGAGAUGGCUCAUCGGGUAGAAAGUUCCGGGAAAAUUAGUGUUGAAAGUGUAGUAGAAAAAUUGAUUUUUAAACCUCAUGAUAUUAUAACUAUGUCUGCCAAGGAUGUUGAUCUAGACUAUGCCAUAAGAGAUACUUUCCAAACAGACACUGCUAUUAGUAAAUUUAAUGGUAUAGUUGGAGAAAAAGAACUUGAGCCAUGGGAUGCACCGUCUACUAUGAACGGUGAUGAUUUAGAAUUAGAUGGUGGUGCUAAUGGUUGGGAUGUAAAUGAAAUGUUCCGCAAAAAUGAACAAAAAUAUGGAGUUCAAACAACAUUUGAACCAUCAUUAGUUGGUUAUACUUUACAGCUUCAGCGUAAAGAUACAAAAGAUUAUAAAGAACAAGAACAGAAGGCAGCGGAAAUAGCAAAUGAGAUAGAAUCUCAACCAAAUCAUAAAGCACGGUUAGAAUUAGAAAAUGGCGAUGAAGAGGAAAGAUUUGCUUCUGUGGUAAGACCAAACGAAGGUAAAUACGUUCCACCUCCUUUGAAAAAGAAAAAUUGGGAUACUGGGAAAAUAAGAUCUACACCACCACCCUCUUCACCAGGAUCUGCAACUAGCAAGUCUGUUUUUAAUCAAGCACCAUCGCCCAACGUCAGUGUAUCGCCUAACAUCCCAGUUGGUCUUCAAACGACCCAUGGUUCCAUGCCACAUCCAGUACCUCUUAAUAUGGCAAUGCCACCAACUGGAGUAGUUGUACACACUACUUACAACACUCCGCCCCCUUUUGUAUCUCCUACAACACAAGCGUCUUCUGCAGCAAUGCAGCAAACUCAACCACAAUCUCAGGCUGCUCCUACUAUUCCUCAAGUUACUUAUCCUCAGCAGCCGCAACAACAGCAACAACCAUCGCAGCAACAGCAGCACCAACAACAACAACAACAGCAACCACAACAACAACAGCAGCAGCAACAACAACAGCAACAGCAGCCGCAACAACAACAACAACAGGGGCCUUCUAAUAAAAUAAGUACAGAAAAGCGUGAACGUCCUGGCAGACAACAGGUUUUUCAAGCAGAUAAAGCUCCGCCAGCUCCUUUUUCACAGCCAAAUGCCGCAUCUUCGCAUCAAUCACAACAAUCAGGACAUCAACAACAUUCCUCUGUGCAACAGCAGAACUCUACAGAUAUUCAACGUAUUGAAAUAAUUCCACAUAAACCAGAUCAUAGAAAGAUCCCAACGCCAAGGAGUAGAGAAGAACAACACUCAGAACUAAGACAGUUUGCAACAGAUUUCAAAUUAACAGAUUCAACUGCUCAGGAAACAACGUCUGUUUCUCGAAAACAACAGCAGCAUCAUCAUCAGGAAGCUCAUUCUCAGCAACAUCAUCAGCAGAACCACCAACCACAUAAUUCUUCACAACCACAACAACAAUCUCAGCCACAGCAUCAAAGCCCACAUCAGCAGCAUCAAACGGUUCAAGAAGAGUCCGUUGUUACUACCAAACCACCACCGGGACCAUUGCCUGUACGAUCUACGAGCCCGCCUCAAGCUCAACAGCAACAGCAGCAACAACAACAACAGCAGCAGCAGCAGCAGCAACAACAACAGCAGCAGCAACAACAACAACAGCAACAGCAACAACAACAACAGCAACAGCCACAACAGAAUUCUUCAAUCACGCAAUCAAAUGUGCAAGAACCAGCAGUCGAAAAAAUUACUACUGCCUUCAAAAAGUCAACUUUAAAUCCUAAUGCAAAGGAAUUUAAUCCAAACGCCAAGCCGUUUACACCUCGAUCUCCUAGUACACCGACACCUAGUCGUCCACACACGCCACAAACACCACAAUAUACCGGUGCCACUAUGCCUGCAACAGUUGUCAUGCCAGCAUAUGUAAUGACUAGCCAACCACCAACUGCGUUCAGUCAGCCACCAGCACAGCCUGUAACAAGAUUUAGAAAAGUGCCAAUGAUGCAACAUCGAGCGCCAGAUAUAGCUUCUCAAAUGCAAGUAGCUGCAGCAACUGGGCAACCAUUGCUAGCACCAGCUCCAUUACAUCCACCAUUCCAGGUGUCUUAUCCAGGGCAACCAACCUAUCAGCAAAUGGUACGCAUGGUACAGGCGCCACCGCCACCACCACAUAUGUCCACGAACCCUUACCAUCACCAUCAUGAUUCACCAGGCCCGCAAGCUCCUGGCAUACAGUACAUGGGUCCACAUACACACCCGCAUCCACAUGUUCCACAGCAGCCACCAAGCCAAACACCCUCCCCAGCUAAUCCCAAUCCACCACACACGCAGAGUGCAUACAAUCCUCCUGGAACACCACAGCCUACCUAUCCACAACCACCUCCGCAAGGACACGCUCCAAGUUAUCCGAUUAUGUGCCCCAUUAUCCCACCUCACAUACCAAUACCACCGCAACACAUGCAAUAUUUACCCCCUCAACCUCCGCCAGGAGCCCAACAGACUAUACCAGUCAUUCUGCCGCACAAUCAGUAGCCAUUACAAGGAAUAAUUAAUGAAAAAGACGAUUACUAGUAUUCUACGAUGGUAGAAUAAGAUUUGUAAGUCCAAGAAACUUUCAUAAUGGUACUGAACACUUUAAUACGUUGCUAUUGUAAACUUUUUUAGCUACGUCAUCUCUCGUUUUCUUAUAAAAGAAGUUACUUAAACGUGCGAACGAUCAGAAUAUUCUUUUACUUUGUUAAUUCGUCAUAUUAGCACAUAUUGUUCUUUUACCAUAUAUAUAUAUAUAUAUAUAUAUAUAUAUAAAAACGAAUGAAACAAGAUCAUAUCAUAUGCCGUGCUUUCUGCGAUUAUAAUUUAGGAUGUAGAAAAGCAGAUAUUUUAAAAGCGCAUACAAAAAAGAAAAAAGAACAAAAACGCAAAAAGUGUCGACCGUUUUGAAAGUGAUUAAUUUUUUCAAAAUAUGGGUUACUUAAAGAGUAAUACCCAUACAUCCUCUCUCUCCAUAUCUAUAUGUUGUUUAAGAUUUUCGAGCGUGUACCAUCAAUUCCCCUGGUUAUAUUAGGCACAAAUUAAAACAAGAAUAUCUUUUUAUCGAGCCGAAAUAAUUAAUAAUUUUUUCUCAUUAUAAUGUCACACAACAAAAAAAAAAACGGGAAAAAACACAGAAAACAAAAGACAAUGUAACAUACAAUUUGUAUUGUGCCACCAGUGCAGUAGAAUGAAAUAACGAAUACGAAACCUAGAUUAUUUUUUCGGUACAUCAAUCCAUCGCUACAUACUGUUUAGAAUUCUUGUAAUCAGGAAAAAAAAAGAAAGAUUAUCGAUAGGAAAAGUUAUAAUAAGAUGCGAAUAUCGCUAAUAAAACGAUUGAUAAUUUUCUCGCUAAUAAUAACGAAGAAUGAAAAUUUUGAUGCAACGUGUGUUAAUCAAAUUGAAUAGGAUCGACGAUUUAUCUUUGGAAUAUUGUAAAAAUCCAAAGUUGCUGCAUUAAUGCGAAUGGUCGUAUAUGGUUCAAGUAUCUUUUUUUAUACGAAGAAGAAGAAGAAGAAGAAGAAAAAAAAGAAGACGAAAAUAAAAUAAAUUAAAAUAAAAUAAAUGUGUCAAGCAAUUACAUAAAAACACGAAAGUACACGGGAUAUUUUCUUACUUUACGGUACUUUCAUGCUGCGCGAUAUCUCUUCGUAGAACGAAAGAAACACGAAGAGUGUCUUAUAUAUGUAUGAAUAUAAACAUUUUAAGUACAAUCAAUUACACAUUGAAAAAGAGUACCUCGACGACAUCCUCGUCGCAAGAUCUUUAAAAAAAAAAAAAGAAGGAGGAGGCUACAUCUAUAAACAUGUUUGUAAAUGCGUAUGAGACAAAGAAGAAGUAUUUGACGCGUCGUAGUAUUGUUAAAGAUAGUAUUAAUGUCAACGGCGACAAGAUUACGAAACGAUAUGAAGAAAAAAAAAAAAAAAAGAAAAAAAAAACGUUAUUUGUACACGAGUAAUAUCUCUAAUUCAUCGUGUUUGAAAUAAUGUACGAAUUUAAACGAUUCCGAUAUUAUACAAAAGCAUGAAGCGAAAAAAGCGUUAUUUCUACGUUGUGGCAUGAAAAAAAAAAAGAAAGAAAAAAAGAAAAAUGAUAGAAGUGCUAUUUUAACAAGAACUUUGGUGGUUUUAUUGCUAAUGGAGAGAACAUUAUAAAUUACCUUUUUUCCUUACAUGAAAUAAAA
This is a messenger RNA of Vespula vulgaris, 4945 nucleotides long. Its product is annotated as ataxin-2 homolog. Gene Ontology annotation, cellular component: cytoplasmic stress granule. The coding region runs from base 562 to 3261 and encodes 899 amino acids. The record is from RefSeq and is a predicted model, not a curated record. Gene Ontology annotation, biological process: cytoplasmic stress granule assembly. Gene Ontology annotation, molecular function: RNA binding. The transcript has 10 exons. Lineage: Eukaryota; Metazoa; Arthropoda; Insecta; Hymenoptera; Vespidae.